AAAACCCAAAGUGACUUUAAAAAAAAUAACAAUUCAUCUCUGGAAACAAGUCUUCACCAGAGAACAAUGGCCAACAACCACCACCAGAUCAGUUCUCCGGUGAUCAUUGUGACGAUGCUGUUUCUGGAUCAAAGCCAUUUAAACUAGAUGAUGGAACUUUUAUGCAGCUUGUCCUCGUCAUCUAUCCAACUUCAUGUUCACUACGUCUCCUCUUCUAUCCAUGCUUGUCAAGCCAAACUCCGCUUCUCACACCCUUUUCUCCUCUCCAAAAUCCAAUUCCCUGAGCUCCAGCUUUCUCCUUGUCCCACCAAUCCCAAUCUUCCUCCAUCCUUUGAGUCCUCUAUGCAAUUCCACCAACCUUUAGCUGCACUCCUUCAAACCCUCUCCUCUCAAGCCAAGAAGUUAGUAGGAAUCCAUGCUACUUUAAUGUCUUACGCUGUUCAGGACACUGCUUCGUUACCAAAUGCAGAGCUCUGCUCUUUUUUUUACUUCUCCGCUUCCGUGCCUUUCUCAUUGAUUGAGGGUGACCAGAUCGAUCUUCUAGCUUGUAUAGAUCAAGGAGAGAAAAUGCGUUGGGCGGUUGGGCCGUUGAUCCAGAUGAUAUGCAACCAUGAGGAAAACAACUCCAACAACAGGAAACACAAGUGCUUGGACUGGCUGGAUAAACAACCACCAAAUUCCAUGAUAUAUGUAUCUUUUGGGACACAGAGUUCUAUGGAAAGCAAACAAAUCAAGGAGCUUACCAUCGGGUUAGAAUUAAAGAACGGAAGGACAGGCGAUGGUGUUAAGAGGGUGGACUCCUCAGGUGGAAAUAUUGGGCAUCCUUUGGUUGGUGGUUUCAUGAGUCACUAUGGGUGGGGAUCCUAUCUGGAGAGCGUAAGUAUGGGAGUGCAUAUAGCUGCAUGGCCAAUGGGCACUGACCAACCUAGGAACGCAGCUUUCGUGACAAGGGUGCUGAAGGUCGGCCUGGAGGUACUGGGAUGGUCACGUAGAGAAGAACUGGCGACGGCUUUGAGUAUUUUGGAGGUUGUGAGGGUUCUGAUGGCAUUUGUCGAAGCAACUGAGACCAAGUCUUUUAAUUUUAUUAUGACAGUUAUGUUAUGUAGCAGUUUUCUUUAUGGAGAGAGAUUUCAUGAUUCACGAGUGGUCGACAAGAUGUUGGUUAGUCUUCCUGAUAGAUUUGAACCUAAAGUUGCUGCAAUUAAAGAAUCUUAUGACUUGAGCAAGCUUUCCAUUAAAGCACUCACUGGAAAAUUGCAAGCUCAUGAAAAAAGACUUGCAAUGAGAUAUGAUGAAAGUGUCGAAGGAGCAUUUCAAGCUAAGCACAAGGGGAAAUAUUUAGUUGCAAGUUCAAAUUGGAAGCAGGAAGCUAAUAAAGUGGAGAAAGGUAAACAACAAGUUGAAUCUUCUAGAAAUUUUGACAAGAAAGACAAAUUUCCUCCUUGUCCAAAUUGCAGGACGACAAAUCAUCUUGAAAAAGACUAUUGGCACAAGGGAAAGCCAAGGUUUUACUGCAACAACUGCAAGAAAAUUAGUCAUACAGAAAAAUUCUGCAAGGCUAAACAAGUGCAGUUCAGGCCAAAGCAAGUGUAGCAGGCUAAUUACACAAAAGAUCAGAAUGAGGAAGAUUAUAUGUUUGUAGCUAUGCAUAGUUGUUUUGUGACUUUAGAGAAUUCAUGGUAUGUUGACAAUGGUUGUAUAAAUCAUAUGGUCAAAG
Molecule: messenger RNA, 1717 nt
Organism: Rubroshorea leprosula
Lineage: Eukaryota; Viridiplantae; Streptophyta; Magnoliopsida; Malvales; Dipterocarpaceae
Source: the annotation of a GenBank genome assembly